AUGCUCAGAAGAUGUACCUUUGGAGAUAGAGAUCACUGUAAGAUCAACAAAACCAUUCUGAUAGUGGGAGAGACAGGGACAGGGAAGUCAACUCUGAUCAAUGCCAUGGUCAAUUAUGUCCUGGGUGUAGAGUGGAAGGAUAACGUCUGGUUUGAGAUCGUUGAAGAGGAAAAAAGAAGUCAGACUGAAAGGCAAACUACAGCUGUCACUGUAUAUGAAGUCUUCGGGUGUGAGGGCCUGAGAGUCCCCUACUCUCUCACCAUCAUUGAUACUCCUGGGUACGGAGACACCAGAGGGAUCCAAGAAGACAAACUGAUCUCUGGAAAACUGUUGGAGUUGUUUAGGACUACAGAUGGGAUUCAUCAACUUGAUGCUGUGGGUUUAGUGGUGAAGGCAACUGAGAAUCGACUCUGUGACAGACAGAAAUACAUCUUCGAUGCAGUUUUGUCUUUAUUUGGCAAAGACAUGGAGAAGAACAUUGUAGCCCUCAUCACACACUCACUAGGGAGGCCCCCAAAGAAUGCCCUUGAAGCUAUUACAAAAGCAAACGUUCCCUGUGCCAAGAAUGACAGGAAUCAACCCGUUCAUUUUGUGUUCAACAACUGUCAAUGUGAAGUCUUUUGA
Molecule: messenger RNA, 624 nt
Organism: Coregonus sp. 'balchen'
Lineage: Eukaryota; Metazoa; Chordata; Actinopteri; Salmoniformes; Salmonidae
Source: the annotation of a GenBank genome assembly